CAGGAGGCUGGGGAGGCAACCAGAGGUGCCCUGAAGGGCUCCUGGGCUCAGGCCGCCGGAGUUGGGGAGAAGCUGCGGCAGCCAGCAACGAGGGCGGGGCUGGGUGACAGGGGCACCGGCCAUGCAGAAGAAAAAUCUUGCGCGGCUAAGAAAGCAGUUGGGGGGGGGGGGGCUAGCAGAUGCUUCCGUUUGAUUUCCACCUGACAUCCCUUUUCUGUCCAGCCCAGGGGCCUCCCAGCUGCCUGGCGCAGAAAGAGGGCCCUGGUGGCUGGGUGAGUUCCCAGACGCCUUCAGCACAGGCAGCCUGAGCGAACCCCCUCCCAGGCCUGACGCUUGCUGGACCAGUCCCGAAACCGGUGCGCGCUCAGUGUCCGCCUGGGUGAGAGCUGAGGACACAGGACUGAGACGACGCUGGCUCCAUCAGAGUGGCCCGGCGGUGCUGGAAGCCGACCCAAGCACAGAUCAGCGGAGGGCAGCUAUGGGGACGGGGGUCGACAUCUGUCUAGCUGUACGAUGUCCUCUCAUGCAGGGCACCAGAUACAUCGUUCCAAGUUAAGUGGGCUGAGCCGUGGUGUCGGAAUCGCAGUGGACGCCCGACCAGGCCCCCGCAGUGGGAGCCUCGUCCCUGGCGGCUGUACGUCUCAUCAGGUGCGGGCCAGGGCGCCCCUGUGCUGCUCGCUGGCUCUUAGAUGUCUUGACAGCGCUCCGAGGCUCCUCUCAAGUUCCCUCGCAAUGCAGCACUCCUGAGGGCGUGCCUACACGUGGCCUGAGUCUGUCCUUUUUACCACGGAGUUAAAUAAGGAAUCCUCAGACCCGACGACUGAUUGGUGGUUGAUGAGUGCCCAUGGUGUAAAGCAGCAGGCGGCUGUCCACGCCCAGGACUGGCUCCGAGAGGACGGGUGCGUGGGAGCCCGGGGGCGGGGAGCUGCCGGCCAGUGAUGAGCGGCCGCGUGCCACUGGCAGAGAAAGCUCUGUCCGAAAGCUACGCCCGGCUGCGGUACCGGGACACGUCCUUGCUCAUCUGGCAGCAGCAGCAGCAGCAGCUGGAAUCGGGGCCCCCCGGGACCUACCUGAGCCGGAGCCGCAGCAUGUGGUACUCGCAGUACGGAAACGACGCCAUCCUGGUCCGGGACAGACACAAGCUCGGAGUCUCCCGGGACACGGGCCAGUCCAAGUUCUGCACAAUCAUGUAAUCCCAGCGGGGCAGCCCGGGCCUAAGCGCUGAACUGUGCGGACAUCAGGCCACGCUUCCCUCAGUGAGUGGCCAUGGUGGCUUCCAGGCCUUACUGGGAGAUUCUGGACGGCGAACAGGAAACCCAGCUGUGCUUCAGGAACCCAAGAACGCUCGCGGGGGCUCCCAAGCCCUCUCUGCUGUAUCACGCGACUGGUGGACCUGGCUCCCGGGCCGGUUCCAGCCCUGCCAGCACUGGGGGCACAGCCCGGGCCGGGACACAGCUUGAUGCUGCUUCUCUCUUAGGUUUCCAAGCAGACCAGGAGAGAGGGAUGCCCUGGCUUCAGACAACCUUUUCAAAACUUUCUAGGUUGUUUCCAAUAUUCCUUUCUGCCUGGGAAAGAACGGGACAGCUCUAGAAAAAGGUGAAGGAAUCAGGGUCAGGUAUGGCCAAGCAUCGUGUGCGGGGCCAGGCGGGAGUCAGCGGCCGGCAGCAGCCUCGCAGCGGGGCCCUCGACGAUGAGGAACGGGCACUGUGUGCAACUCGCCACAGUUGCUUCCACGUCAGAUUCCACGUACUUGAGGGCGAGCUCGUGAGAGCAUCCAAGAACAUUACGGAAACCAAGAAUCAUUUUUCAGUUCGACAUCAGCUGCUUACAGAGAUUUCGGACAGGAUGUCGGGGCUGAAGCCUCUGCGCGGAGGUUAGCAGCCCAUCACCCCUGCGGCGACCCCCGGCGGACAGUUUCUGUGAGGCAUUUGCAAAGGAUGUGCCGUCUGCUGUUACUGAUGUCUGCGUGGUUAUGCAAAUGCAGGAAUAUCUUUUGUCAAAGCUGAUUUUUCUAAAUAAAAAUGCUAUGGGACACUCC
Molecule: messenger RNA, 2038 nt
Organism: Ailuropoda melanoleuca (giant panda)
Lineage: Eukaryota; Metazoa; Chordata; Mammalia; Carnivora; Ursidae
Gene: BRD3OS
Product: BRD3 opposite strand
Exons: 2
Coding region: 939-1193 (84 amino acids)
Source: RefSeq, a predicted model, not a curated record